UUUUCUUAUUAUUAUUAUUCAUUAUUUAAUUAUUAAUUUUAAUUAUUUAACUUUAUAUAUGUAUAUAGUAUAACUUUAUUUUAACUAAAAUGCGGGUACACAAUUUACUAAACAGUGAUUACUCCACUAGGCUCGCAGCCCUGUAUCGUAGUAGUCGGCGAGUGGCUAAUUAAGUUAGUCCAUAUUUAUUGCCAUUUGCAAUCCGGUUCUUAUACAAUUUUAUCAUUAGGUACUCGAAAGUUAACUUUAUUAUUUAUUAGUAAAUAUUUUGUGAUCAUAUUUUUUGCAUCUUCAUUAUCUAAGACUUUUAUUAAGAAAAAUAUUUCUGGGGUUUAACCCUAAGAACAAGGUCGAAAUCUUUAGUUUAACACUAAGAAGAAGGGUUUACCGUAUUUUUUAUAAAAACUAAAACUUCUUACAGACAUAUUUUAGCUAUUGUGUUUAAUGAAUUGACAUUUGUCAAGUUUAUUACUUAAUUAGUUGAAUUAUAUGUAAACAUGGGCCAAAGCGUAGAGCAAUCGGAAUUAAAGUCGUACAGUACGACAUCUGGUUUGCGAAACAGCUUAGAUUCUUCAUUUGAAACCACUGGUAAUCCACCAGCCCCGCAAAUCACAUGCAGCGACUUUGGUGAAGGGUCUUGCGGUGAGCCACUGCUGGCUCAGCACUUAGUUAUAGAUUUUUCUCCAACCGAAGAGCUGGAUAACGAUGUUGUGCAAAAAAAAUGUUGUGCUUUCUGGAAAUUCAUCCGGAGUAAUCCGGAGCUGCAAACUAUGAUGAAAGACGCAAAACCAAAUCAUUACGCCAAUACAUCUGUGUCAAGCCAUAAUACAUAUCAAGAGGAGAAUGUAGAACUAAUUAAAGAGCCCGAAGUGAGAGAAACAACGGCAGUAUCUAUGCUGGAAUUCGUCGAAAAAAAAGGUCAAUGGAACCUCCGGGACAUCCUCCAGCUCUCGGCCACUGUAUCAUGCAAAGAAAUUCCCACGCUUGAUGGCAUUCAUAUUUUAGCAUACUUGCAUUAUUUUGCUACUAUACUUAGUUCAGUUUUUACUUUGUUGCUUUAUAAUGUAAUUAUACUCAUAAUUUACUCAAUUAUUCUUUUACUAUUUAUUUGAUAAAUAAAAUAUUUAAAAGACAGGCUUUUUCAGACAGAAAAAUUUGUGACACUGCGACCUUUCCAUGAUAUUUUGAGCUCGCCCUUUUUUAAAGUGCGCCGGUAAUUCCUAUCAGCGAUAGGAAUUUUAAGAUGUUUUUUGUAGCGAUGUUUUUAUCUCCCCAGAAUAUAGAGUGUGUUUUUCAUAGGAGAUAUAUCGUUUAUGUAUUUGUGGGCUGCAGCUACGCAUUAAGUGCUGCGGCGUUUCUUCCUCAUUGUGACAAAAUAUGCAAACGCUUUUUGGGCAUAAGUCCAGUUGGGCCAUAUGCUUGUUUAGUUUGCAGUAUCCAGCGAGAGCCUUUGUUAAUACACAUUUUUACUUACUUUCUCUCUCACACAUUUUUUUUAAUAUAUGUACUAAGACACGUUGUAUAUGAUCCUUUAAAUAAAUAUAUAUAUAUAUAUAUAUAUUAGAUGAAAUCAAAAUCGUUAAUUGUCCUUUUAAAAAAACAUUCUAUCAAUAAAAAUAAACAUUUUCGCCAAAGAAACAAGGUCGAAAUACGACAAAAAAUUUUCAGCCUCCCAUGACACAUCCAAGUUAGGAUAGGAGCCUCAAAAAUUUUGUUCUUUAUUGCACAAUGAAACUGUACAAGUGGCGAGCUUAAUGCCAUAUGGCAUUCUCUACCAGCUAACCAUUGGGUAAAAACAGAAAGCGUAUGAAGAGCAGAGGUGGUGAAAAACAUGUGACAAUUAUUGUUAAAUACCAAAAUAAUUAUACAUAA
Messenger RNA from Galleria mellonella (greater wax moth), 1872 nucleotides. RefSeq lists its product as uncharacterized. Lineage: Eukaryota; Metazoa; Arthropoda; Insecta; Lepidoptera; Pyralidae. Bases 498 to 1112 code for a protein of 204 amino acids. The transcript has 3 exons. The record is from RefSeq and is a predicted model, not a curated record.